Messenger RNA from Homarus americanus (American lobster), 946 nucleotides. It is a transcript of the gene Prosalpha4, whose product is annotated as proteasome subunit alpha type-7-like. The transcript has 6 exons. Gene Ontology annotation, biological process: ubiquitin-dependent protein catabolic process. Lineage: Eukaryota; Metazoa; Arthropoda; Malacostraca; Decapoda; Nephropidae. Gene Ontology annotation, cellular component: proteasome core complex, alpha-subunit complex; nucleus; proteasome core complex. The record is from RefSeq and is a predicted model, not a curated record. The coding region runs from base 53 to 805 and encodes 250 amino acids.
GGAGGAGCCGACAGAGGCCGCCACCUGUGUGUUGUUAUACUCGCCAGUCAUCAUGUCGGGGACUAGUUAUGACCGUGCUAUCACAGUUUUCAGCCCUGAUGGUCACUUAUUUCAGGUCGAAUAUGCCCAGGAAGCUGUCAAGAAGGGCUCCACGGCGGUCGGUGUGAAGGGCAAAGAUGUGGUGGUUCUUUGUGUUGAAAAGAAGUCUGUUCCAAAGCUACAAGAGGAACGGACUGUAAGAAAGAUCUGCCUCCUUGAUGACCAUGUACUUAUGGCCUUUGCAGGACUGACUGCUGAUGCACGUAUCCUGGUAAACAGAGCACGUGUGGAAUGCCAGUCUCACAAACUCACAGUGGAGGAUCCUGUCACCUUAGAGUACAUUACUAGAUUUAUUGCCACACUAAAGCAGCGUUACACACAAAGCAAUGGACGUCGGCCAUUUGGUACAUCUUGUCUAAUUGCAGGGUUUGAUAUGGAUGGCUCACCCCACCUGUACCUAACAGAUCCCUCAGGCACUUACACAGAAUGGAUGGCUAAUGCUACUGGCCGAAGUGCUAAAACCGUCCGUGAGUUCUUGGAGAAACACUACUCUGAGGAAGCUGUAUCUACAGAAGAAGGAGCUAUCAAGUUGGUGGUGCGAGCCCUUCUUGAAGUUGUUCAGUCAGGUGCCAAGAAUGUUGAGGUGGCCAUUAUGAAACCUAAUGAACCAAUGAGGAUGCUGGAUAUUGGCAGCCUUGAAAAAAUUGUUACAGAAAUCGAAAAGGAGAAGGAAGAGGAAGCAGAGAAAAAGAAACAGAAGAAGUAAUAGUUAAGCAUUUUUAGUGCUUCAGCAGAAUUAGUUUUAAAGUAUUUUUGUCACAGUUUGCUCUUUGACUUUUUUUUUUAUCAUAUUUCAGUGGAUACCAAAGUGCAUUGUUUUUUCAUUUUCCAGUAAAGGAACAUAAUA